Messenger RNA from Stegodyphus dumicola, 648 nucleotides. RefSeq lists its product as uncharacterized. NCBI's taxonomy places the organism in Eukaryota, Metazoa, Arthropoda, Arachnida, Araneae, Eresidae. The record is from RefSeq and is a predicted model, not a curated record.
CCGCAGCCUGUGGGCUUUUGAAUGAAGGUGUUAAGGUUUUCCACAAUGAAAGUGAUCGAGUUUGCAGUUUUGGCAGCAGUUUUGUGCAGUCCCAUUCACGGUGAUACUUCCAGUCUUGAGGACGUUUCUGAUUUUGAAGACAACUUACUUUUGAUUUAUAGGCCCGAAAUUCCUACAGCUGAUCCACAUUUGUCAGCUGAAGUCGACAAAGUAUUCAGCCAUAGUCAUUUUACGAUUACGGAAAAUGGUACCUGUAAUGAAAACAUCCCUUGUGGUUAUGCAACUUUCGCAACUGCAGCAACAUUUCAACAAAUCUUUCUCAAGAGCAACUGUGAUUGCCCAGAAGGAAUGAAGUGUUUCGUAAAUGCUCGUCAAACUACGGCAUACGUAUACCGUUGCUCUCAGUUUCGAAAUGAAACGGAUCCUAUCCUCAACCAGGUUGAGGUGCCUCUUGAGUUUCCUGUGGAGAAUAGCACCCGAAUUCUUCGGAGCGCUUCAAUGUUCGAGAACAAGGGAUGAGGAUUAAUGCUGACUGCUGAAAAACCUCUACUCUAGUACUGAUUUACAAUUUCAUUUGAGCAUUUCAAGUCGGUUUUAAGGGCAACUUAAAAUAUAACAUUUUACUUUGAAUAAACAACUUAAUUGGUA